AUGGCUUCUGGUAUAGUGAAACAAAAUUCGCAUGUGACUGCUGAGGAUCAAGAAAUGAUCAAUCGGUUUGCUCGACUUUAUCAAAAAUCGCUAGAUGUUAAAGAGAAACUUCAAGAGAUGAAUAGUGAUCUUCAAAAUUUAAAUGAUGCAACUGAUGAAAUGGUGCUUUUGGAAGAGGCAGGAACCAUACCAUUCCAGAUUGGAUCAGUGUUUAUGCAUACGGAUCACGAAAAAUUAUGCAAGACACUGGAAAAUAUGAGAAGUGAGUUGGAAAAUAAAGUGAUUGAUCUCACAGAAAAGUAUGAAAAAAUUUGCGACGAAAUGAACUCUUUGAAAUUGAUACUUUAUGGGAAGUUUGGCGAUAGUAUCAAUUUGGAGACUGAUAUGGAUAACCAAUAG
Molecule: messenger RNA, 399 nt
Organism: Brugia malayi
Lineage: Eukaryota; Metazoa; Nematoda; Chromadorea; Rhabditida; Onchocercidae
Gene: Bma-pfd-4
Exons: 3
Coding region: 1-399 (132 amino acids)
Biological process (GO): protein folding
Cellular component (GO): cytoplasm; prefoldin complex
Source: RefSeq, a predicted model, not a curated record